This is a messenger RNA of Otolemur garnettii (small-eared galago), 954 nucleotides long. It is a transcript of the gene MYF5, whose product is annotated as myogenic factor 5. The transcript has 3 exons. The coding region runs from base 151 to 918 and encodes 255 amino acids. The record is from RefSeq and is a predicted model, not a curated record. Gene Ontology annotation, biological process: regulation of transcription by RNA polymerase II; muscle organ development; positive regulation of myoblast differentiation. Lineage: Eukaryota; Metazoa; Chordata; Mammalia; Primates; Galagidae. Gene Ontology annotation, molecular function: RNA polymerase II cis-regulatory region sequence-specific DNA binding; protein dimerization activity; DNA-binding transcription factor activity, RNA polymerase II-specific.
CAGCAGGCGACUGCCCUUGUUAAUUACCAGAGAAACCCACCAGGGAGCUCGUCCGGGAUUUGCUUGUCUGAAGCAGCACCAGGCUCCGGUUUCUCCUCUGGCCCUUUCCCUUUCACUGCGGUCCAGGUGCACCGCCUGCCUGUCGGCAGGAUGGACAUGAUGGACAGCUGCCAGUUUUCGCCUUCUGAGUACUUCUACGACGGCUCCUGCAUCCCUUCCCCCGAGGGUGAGUUUGGGGAUGAGUUUGAGCCCAGAGUGGCUGCCUUCGGGGCGCACAAGGCAGAGCUGCAGGGCUCAGACGAGGACGAACACGUGCGGGCUCCUACCGGCCACCACCAGGCUGGACACUGCCUCAUGUGGGCCUGCAAAGCCUGCAAGAGGAAGUCCACCACCAUGGAUCGGCGGAAGGCGGCCACCAUGCGCGAGCGGAGGCGCCUGAAGAAGGUUAACCAGGCCUUCGAGACGCUCAAGAGGUGCACCACGGCCAACCCCAACCAGAGGCUGCCCAAGGUGGAGAUCCUCAGGAACGCCAUCCGCUACAUCGAGAGCCUGCAGGAGCUGCUGAGGGAGCAGGUGGAGACCUACUACAGCCUGCCGGGACAGAGCUGCUCCGAGCCCACCAGCCCCACCUCCAGCUGCUCCGAUGGCAUGCCUGAAUGUAACAGUCCUGUCUGGUCCAGAAAAAGCAGCAGUUUUGACAGUGUCUACUGUACUGAUGUACCAAAUGUAUAUGCCUCAGAUAAAAGCUCCUUAUCCAGCUUGGAUUGCUUAUCCAGCAUAGUGGACCGGAUCACCUCCUCAGAGCAACCAGGGUUGCCGCUCCAGGACCCAGCCUCUCUCUCCCCGAUGGCCAGUACUGAUUCACAGCCUGCAACUCCAGGGGCCUCGAGUUCCAGGCUUAUCUAUCAUGUGCUAUGAACUAGACCAGUGCUGCCAGGAGGGCCUGUUACACAG